This is a messenger RNA of Pseudo-nitzschia multistriata, 1869 nucleotides long. The record is from the annotation of a GenBank genome assembly. NCBI's taxonomy places the organism in Eukaryota, Bacillariophyta, Bacillariophyceae, Bacillariales, Bacillariaceae.
CCCAGCAAGAAACGAUUUGCUCAAACAAAUUUGCGAACGGGAUAAAACCGACAGCACACAGUUGACAACAACCUUAGCUGAAUUUCUAGUCGCGAGAUCGACUUCUCGAWGACAAGGCAAGAUGGAGCACCAACAACAUGAAGGGUCAGACGAAGAAACGACAAUUUUUGAGGAAGGCAACAUACCCAAAAUCUUUCAGGAUCUUGACCAAACUUUUCGCUGCGGAAUUUGUUUCAGUCUUUUCGACAAAGCAGUUACGAUAAAGGAGUGUGGUCAUACUUUCUGCUCGGUGUGUAUCCGUAGCCACUGGGUGGCAGUACGGCGUGGCGCUCACCGGCAAGAGCGUGCUUGUCCAUUAUGCCGAACAGUUGUUAAUACCAUGGAUGUAGACAAGGCUCUGGUAAUGAAUAGAAGUAUUCAAGAUAGUGUCAAAUCUUUCAAGCAAAUAUUAUUGAACCAUCAUAGAUCAUCGAAAGACGUGAAUGAAAAUUCACCACCACCUCGUUCCCAGAUAACGAGACAACGAAGGAAAAUUCAGAGACCAUCGGAAARUAAUCUAGAUUAUGAAGACAAAUGCACGAGGGGCAAAAGAAAAAAUAUCGGCAACGGUUACGAAGAUAAGAAGGACUUACCCAUCCAAAGAAAGAUGCAGUCAAGAAAUUACUCGCGAAUGAAGAAAACCGAACUGCAAAAACUAUGUAUAGAAUACAAUAUUCCAAAGACUGGAAAUGAACAAGAACUAAUAGAUCGAAUGCGGAAGUUCCAGAGCAUGUGGAACGCUGAAGUGGACAGCAUCGAGCCGAAGACACCGUCCGAUCUGGCAGUAGAGCUUAAGAACGAAUUACAUGCGCAAAGAGACGAACAGAAGCGUGCUCUYAUCACCGGUGCCGCGGGUGAUAUGAACUGCAUUAAGAAACUGAAUGAAAAUAUGAAAAGUGGAAAUAUUACUAGCGGCAACGCGAAGUUUGACAAGAAAAUCAAUUCAAACUUCGAUUCUUUAGUGAAGCAAUUGAGAGAUCGUAAAGAGAAAGAAUCUGGUUCAUCCACCAUCGCUGUGAAGGCUCCCUGUGACGRAAGAAAUGAUUGCGGAGAGAACGAUAGUCAUAAACGCAUACUAUCAGACSAUUGCGAGGAUCAGACAUCUUCAACGAAACCUUSUAGAUCUUCUCCCGAUGUGAUUGAUAUUGAAGCCUGCCCUGACGUGCCUCACAGUGGAACACGGAACCCCGUUGUCAASAGUAUUAAAACACCUAGGUCCUCAUCAAGGGAAUCGGUYUCUUCCUCUAUACCAACCCCUUCAGCCCCUCUUCCACCCACAACUUCUUAUCGUGUAAACAAGUCAAAGAGAACGAAAAUUGUUGACGAACAAUCAAACMGGACGAGACGAUCCACACCUUCACCUUUAGUUUCUAUGAAUCGYAUCGAUUGGGCAUGUGAUAGAUGCACUUUCGUGAAUAAUGGGAUGGACUACAUGUGUAAAAUCUGUGGUAACAGGAGGGCAUGAYAUUAUUUGAACAUUUUCGCGAAUAUUCACCGGUAUGAUCAGGAAACAAAARGAAGUGGUUCACUCCGUAUCACAGAACGAACACCUUAAGUAUUUCGCAGGAAGUACACACAUUGCUAUAGAAAACCAUUACAAUAGACCGAGUCUUCAACGUAAAUCUAUUGGUCCCCAACAAAGAAAUGCCGCCAUGCCUGUUCGUAUCCAAAUCAGAAGUUCAAAKAAAGUAGAUGUCGGACGCGGUGAAAUUCUUUACCCAGACCUAAACGUAGCGAGUCGUUACACACCCGACCACCAUAAUCUAGUCGUCAGCACCCUAGCCUUGAAGACGCAAAUCUCCGACCGAUUUAUAAAAUAAUGCACAGAAU